Molecule: messenger RNA, 1694 nt
Organism: Cebus imitator (Panamanian white-faced capuchin)
Lineage: Eukaryota; Metazoa; Chordata; Mammalia; Primates; Cebidae
Gene: WRAP73
Product: WD repeat containing, antisense to TP73
Exons: 12
Coding region: 104-1486 (460 amino acids)
Biological process (GO): microtubule anchoring at mitotic spindle pole body; mitotic sister chromatid segregation; protein localization to mitotic spindle pole body
Cellular component (GO): microtubule organizing center; MWP complex; mitotic spindle
Molecular function (GO): protein binding
Source: RefSeq, a predicted model, not a curated record
CUUCCGGCCUCGGAGGCCAGCGGCGGCGACAGUUGUGAACUGCUGCGCGCCAGGGUCCCGCGGGUUUUCGGGCGCAGGCUGGCACCUGCGGCUGACGGCGGCCAUGAACUUCUCCGAGGUGUUCAAGCUCUCUGGCUUGCUCUGCAAAUUCUCCCCGGACGGCAAGUACCUGGCUUCCUGUGUCCAGUACCGAUUAGUGGUCCGGGAUGUGAACACCCUUCAGAUUGUGCAGCUGUACACGUGCCUAGACCAGAUCCAGCACAUCGAGUGGUCAGCCGACUCGCUCUUCAUCCUGUGCGCCAUGUACAAGCGAGGGCUGGUGCAGGUCUGGUCUUUAGAGCAGCCCGAAUGGCACUGCAAAAUAGACGAGGGCUCGGCAGGGCUGGUGGCCUCGUGCUGGAGUCCGGACGGGCGCCACAUUCUCAACACGACGGAAUUCCAUCUGCGGAUAACCGUCUGGUCGCUGUGCACAAAAUCCGUAUCUUACAUCAAAUAUCCAAAAGCUUGUCUGCAGGGGACCACCUUCACCAGGGACGGCCGCUACAUGGCGCUGGCGGAACGGCGCGACUGCAAAGAUUACGUGAGCAUCUUCGUCUGCAGUGACUGGCAGCUCCUGCGGCAUUUUGAUACAGACACCCAGGACCUCACAGGGAUCGAGUGGGCCCCAAACGGCUGUGUGCUGGCAGUGUGGGACACCUGCUUGGAGUACAAGAUUCUGCUGUACUCCUUGGACGGCCGGUUGUUGUCCGCAUACAGUGCCUAUGAGUGGUCCCUGGGCAUCAAGUCUGUGGCCUGGAGCCCCAGCAGUCAGUUCCUGGCAGUUGGGAGCUACGACGGAAAGGUGCGCAUCCUUAAUCAUGUGACGUGGAAAAUGAUCACGGAGUUUGAGCAUCCUGCAGCCAUUAAUAAUCCCAAGAUAGUGAUGUAUAAGGAGGCCGAGAAGAGCCCGCAGCUGGGGUUGGGCUGCCUCUCCUUCCCGCCCCCCCGGGCGGGGGCUGGCCCUCUCCCGACCCCGGAGAGUAAAUAUGAGAUCGCCUCAGUCCCAGUCUCCUUACAGACGCUGAAACCUGUCACCGACAGAGCAAACCCGAAAAUCGGCGUAGGAAUGCUGGCAUUCAGUCCUGACAGCUACUUCCUGGCGACAAGGAACGACAACAUCCCCAAUGCCGUCUGGGUCUGGGACAUUCAGAAGUUGAGGCUGUUUGCGGUGCUGGAGCAGCUGUCCCCGGUGCGUGCGUUUCAGUGGGACCCGCAGCAGCCGCGGCUGGCCAUCUGCACGGGCGGCAGCAGGGUCUACCUGUGGUCCCCAGCGGGCUGCCUGUCAGUGCAGGUGCCUGGUGAAGGUGACUUUGCCGUGCUUUCUCUAUGCUGGCAUUUAAGCGGAGACUCGAUGGCCCUCCUCAGCAAGGACCACUUCUGCCUCUGCUUCCUGGAGACCGUGGCGGCAGUUGGCACAGCCUGCAGACAGCUGGGCGGCCACACGUAGCAGCGGUGUCCUGACGUGUGUGCAGGAACGGGGCGCUCUGUGCAUUUCCCGUGUGGGAGAAAACGGCUUCUCGGCGAAGUUCUCCACCUGAGAUGGGCCGGACUCAGUGAUCUGAUUCUAUUUUUCUAUAGCAAAGCAUUUUUGUAAAUAUGUAUAAAACUGUAGUUUUUACUAUUUAAAAUAAAUAUUUGCUGAAUUCAUACAGCUA